GCAAAAACUACGCAGAGAUGCUCGUGCGGCUGUAGGCGUGCUCUGAGCUUGUUUUCGGUCGUUUUCCAAAGCGUUCACGUUGAUCUCCGCGCGCUCCUCCAUCGCUGCGGCUGGUUACGGCAUUCUAGCUGGUGUGCAGCCUCAAGCUGGUGACAGCACCACUUGUGUCGCCGCGGCGCGUGGUGCCGGGACCAGAGCGAGCGAAACACAAUGGAACGCCGCCGCUGUGCCAAGAAGGCCGGCGGCUCGCAGAAGCCGCAGUGGUCGAACCGGCGACCGCUGAUCGAGAUCGAGCGACUGAGACGCAGAGAAACCGACGAGGGCGGCUUCAUCCGCUCGCAUCAAGACGAGCAGGCGCGGAAGCGCCCGCGCGUCGAAGAACCGGUCGCCGACGACGGCUGGGAGUUCGACCCCGACCACCUGCCGACGGACGCCGAAGUGGCCCUGGACUUCCUGAAGCCGCGGCAGCCGCCUUCCUUAGUUUUGGUAUCCCACGUGCCCGGCGUGCUGAAGGAUCGAGGGAAAGCAGAAAGGGAGCUAAGGAAACUUGCACAAGAGGGCAAGAUCACCUACCUCCAGCUCCCCACGUCAUCGGCAGACGUCGCCGUGCUCGAUGGCGACGAGUACCGCGCCCUGUUGAGUGAGAAGGCGGCCUUCGCGGACUUCGCUUUGAGGAAUGCGGCCAAGUUGUAUUGUACUCGAGAAGAACUAGACAAGGCGGGGUGCCUCGAAGGUGAUAAUGAAAGGGAGAAGCGGGCGGCUUUAGAUGAUCUGCGGCGCCUGGGCUUCCUCCGGCCGCGGCGCGGCGGCGGCGGCGAGGACGCCUACUGGUUCGCCGUGCCGCAGGGCGGCGACUUCGCGCGCGACGUCCUGGCCGGCCGCGAGGCUCUCCUAAACUCGCUCCAGCGCGCCAAGUACAAGGAGGUCGACGUGUCGCGGAGCGUGCCGUCGCUCGAAAGAUCGCCGCUGGGCCAGGCCUUCCACGUGCGCGACCUCGUCGGCCGCGGCGACGCGGACCUGCUGGAGCGGCCGGCGGGGCGGUUCCUGCGGCUGCGGCGGCGAUAGUCUUUGUGUAAGUUUAGUGUGUGGG
Messenger RNA from Pelagomonas calceolata, 1090 nucleotides. NCBI's taxonomy places the organism in Eukaryota, Pelagophyceae, Pelagomonadales, Pelagomonadaceae. The record is from the annotation of a GenBank genome assembly.